AUGAAAAUAGUUAAAUUCAACGGUGAGCUAUUAACCAAGACUCUUAAUGAAAUUCUCAAUGUUGCUGAAUUACGUGGAAUUCAAUGGAAUCGCUUUAAAGAGUUGAAUAAACUUCUCAAGGGCUUUAGAAGUCACGAAAUGACAGUUCUCUCAGGAAAGACUGGAGUCGGAAAGACCACUUUUGCUUGUGAAUACUCUCUUGAUUUAGCCGAGCAGGGUGUUCGAACUCUUUGGGGCAGUUUCGAGAUGCCGCUUCCUCGAAUUUGUCGUACGCUCUUACAUCAAUAUGCCGGUGAGCCUCUACAUUCCCAGCCACCAAUCAGAGUUGCUGCCUGGGCAACAGCCUUUCAACAGGAACUACCCAUGCUCUUCCUCAAUAUGCAUGGAAGACCUUCUGAAAAAGAGGUCUUCGAUGCAUUAGAAGAAAGCGUAAAAGAGGAGGGAGUAGAGCAUGUAAUCCUGGAUAACCUCCAAUUCAUGAUGGGCUGUGGUGGGAUGGGAGGUCGAGGUGGUAUGGAGGAGAAGUUCACUCGACAGGAUCGUUUUGUGGAGCGUCUCCGUGCCUUUUCCACGGAUUCCGGCGCUCAUCUAACCCUCGUUGUGCACCCAAGAAAAGUGGAGGACGAUCAUCUCCUCAGUAUCGCCUCACUCUAUGGUGGGGGUAAAAUUAGUCAAGAGGCGGACAAUAUCAUGCUUGUGCAGGAAGAAGUUGGUACAGCUGUCCCAAAAAGAUAUCUUCAAAUAGUGAAAAAUCGAUACGACGGUACGUUGGGCAAGAUGGAUUUGAACUACAAUCGCUCGCGAAUGUCCUUUCGACCUUCCACACACACUUUGGAAGGUAUUUCAUCAUCUGAAGCUGUUGAUUGA
Messenger RNA from Rodentolepis nana, 867 nucleotides. NCBI's taxonomy places the organism in Eukaryota, Metazoa, Platyhelminthes, Cestoda, Cyclophyllidea, Hymenolepididae. The record is from the annotation of a GenBank genome assembly.